Messenger RNA from Neoarthrinium moseri, 501 nucleotides. RefSeq lists its product as uncharacterized. Gene Ontology annotation, cellular component: fungal-type vacuole membrane. NCBI's taxonomy places the organism in Eukaryota, Fungi, Ascomycota, Sordariomycetes, Amphisphaeriales, Apiosporaceae. Bases 1 to 501 code for a protein of 166 amino acids. Gene Ontology annotation, biological process: transmembrane transport. Gene Ontology annotation, molecular function: transmembrane transporter activity. The transcript has a single exon. The record is from RefSeq and is a predicted model, not a curated record.
AUGAUCUCGCUCUGCAGCCAGUACUCUCAACUCAUUCUCGCCCUGAGCGUCUGUAGCACCAUAGGUGCUUCCUUUUUGUUUUUCACCGGCGUGACGGCUGUUUCGACCUGGUUCGUCUGCCGUCGCGCCCUUGCGAUUGGGAUAACGGUAUGUGGCGCAAGCGUUGGCGGCGUUGUGUUCCCAAUAAUGGUUAGUCAUCUCAGCUCAAAGGUCGGUUUUCCAUGGACGAUACGAGCCUGCGCAUUCCUGAUCCUAGCCCUGUGUAUCUUUGCCAAUGUCACGGUCACCUCACGCCUACAGCACUCGCCCACGCGGUUCAAUCUGGACGACUUCUGGAAGUCUCUGCAUGAGGCUCCCUUUGCCAUGUUCACAUUUGGAUAUUUCGUCUUCUACCUCGGUUUAUUCGUGCCAUACAACUUCAUCAUCAUCCAAGCUGAGCGGUAUGGCGUCUCGUCGGAUUUGGCCGGAUACAUGGUUCCAAUCCUGAAUGCCGGAGAGUAA